GAUUCUCCAUUGACAGACUGAUUCUCUGCCUGGAAAAUGAGUAUGUUGGGCUGGACAAUCUCCAAGAACCCUGCUAGCGCUGAGAAAUAUUAUCCCAGAGCCGGAGGGACAGACGCUUCUUCCCUGCUGAGGGAGGACCCUGGGGCGGGGCCCACGGCUCAUAAAUACCAGGUACUUUGCUUCGGCUCUGUCUUACUCCAGCUGGUGGACCCGCUGUUUCCUCUGUCCUCAUCUGUUCGGGGUUUGCCCCAGGUGGCUCCCGGGACCAGGCUUCAGCUGCUCCGCACCGCUCUUGGCCACCCAUCGAGCCUGGGUUCCUCCCGAAGCCGCCCUCUGCUGUUGCUGCGCUCAGGUCUACCCCGUCUAUCCCAGGUCAUCCCGGUUUGGGGCUCCAGGUUCCUCCAGCCCCCCACUUUCAGGAGACUUAGCUCGGGUCUGCCCCAUUGGUUCUAGAUUCCUCCAAUACCCCACUUUUAGGAGGCUCACCUCAUAGCCUCCCCUUUGGUUCUAGGUUCCUCUGACGCCCAGCGUUGAGGAGACUAGGCUGGGUGGGCCCGGUCUGCCCCUGCUUCAGUGGCUUCCCUCGGGUCCCCCCCACUGGGCCCUCGUAGUUCUGAGUCCCAAUGACCAGGGAGUACCAGCUGGCGUCCAGCCAGCACCAGUUCCGCAUCCUGCUGCUGGGGGACGCGGACGUAGGCAAGACUUCGCUUCUGCAGCGCUACAUCGAGGGAGACUUUGGGGCUGAUCCGCCCCCCAGCUCCACCGUUGGCGUGGAGUUCUACAGCCAGAUGCUGCAGCUGGCCUCGGGUCCGAGGAUCAAACUGCAGUUCUGGGACACUGCAGGGGACGAGCGCUACAGAAGCAUCACUCGGUCCUUCUACCGGAAUACUGUGGGUGUCCUGCUAGUCUUUGAUGUGACCAACAGGAAGUCCUUUAACCAUGUAGAAGACUGGUACCAGGAGGUGGCAUCUGUGCAGGGCUCAGACAAGGUGGUCUUCUUGCUGGUUGGCCACAAGUGUGACUUACAGCAGGCUCGUCAGGUGUCAACCCAGGAAGCAGAAACUUUAGCGGCAGUUUGGGGCAUGUCGUUCCUGGAGACCUCAGCCAAGACCAACAGCAAUGUGACUCUGGCUUUCGAGACCCUUGUCCAUGAAAUCCAGCAGUCCCUCCAGAGGGGGGAGAUUAAAGUGGAUGGAUCCUGGGGAGGAGUCAGGGUCAUUCACAGAGCGCAGCCUCCCCUCAACCCGAGGAGAAAAAAGCCAUCUGGGCAAUGUCAGUGUUGACUCAGGGAACUGGGUCAAGAGAGACAACAGACACAGGGAACCGAAUUGGAGCUGGUUAGUCCCAUCCCCAAAGACCCAAAGACCCUCGAAACUGGAAGGAACUUUAGGUUGUCUUAUCCAGUGCUCUCAUUUUACAGAGAAAAAUGGUGAAGCUCAGAAGGGCCCAGUUCUUUCCCAGAAGGGUCUGCAGGUUGCCUCUUCCUUCCUAUCCAUAACCCUCAGCCUGAAGAAUGGUCAGUUAUCAUUUGAUCAUUGCUCAGAGCCUUUCUGAACUGACCAUAUUCUGUUCCUCUGAUUGUGGCCAAGGACCUGAUCAUUUCUG
Monodelphis domestica (gray short-tailed opossum) is the source of this 1605-nucleotide messenger RNA. It is a transcript of the gene RAB42, whose product is annotated as RAB42, member RAS oncogene family. Gene Ontology annotation, molecular function: GTP binding; GTPase activity. The record is from RefSeq and is a predicted model, not a curated record. Lineage: Eukaryota; Metazoa; Chordata; Mammalia; Didelphimorphia; Didelphidae.